This is a messenger RNA of Eufriesea mexicana, 731 nucleotides long. Its product is annotated as sentrin-specific protease 8. Gene Ontology annotation, molecular function: deNEDDylase activity; cysteine-type peptidase activity. The transcript has 2 exons. Bases 57 to 731 code for a protein of 224 amino acids. The record is from RefSeq and is a predicted model, not a curated record. Gene Ontology annotation, biological process: proteolysis; protein deneddylation. Lineage: Eukaryota; Metazoa; Arthropoda; Insecta; Hymenoptera; Apidae.
GAUGUUAUUAAUAUAAAAAAGAAAACUUGCUUGUACAGGUUUCAGUGCUCUUCAAUAUGGCAAAAAAUUCAUCAAAUUCAAUUGUUUUAAACUACUACGACUGUUUACUAAGAACUAGCGAUGUUGCAUUGCUUCAAGGAUCACAUUGGUUGAAUGAUGUUAUAAUAGGAUUUUACUUUGAAUAUUUGGAUGCAACAUGGAAUAAAAAUGAGGAAAAAGAAUUAUAUUUUGUCAGUCCGGAAUGUACACAAUUGUUAAAAAUGACAGAUCCAUCUCAAUAUAGUAUAUUUUUAGAUUCUAUGAACAUACCAAAAUAUAAAUGUAUAUUUUUUCCUUUGAAUAAUUGUGAUAAGAAAGAUGCAGCAGGGGGUUCACAUUGGAGCCUAUUAGUAUUUUGCAAACAAGAUAAAACAUGUUAUCAUUUUGAUUCAUCAAAAGGUUAUAAUAGUAAUAUUGCUUCAAAGUUUGCAGAGAACAUAAUGAAUUGGAUACUAGAUAAGAAUGAACCUAAUAAGAAGUUUGUUGACAUAGAUAGUCCACAGCAAGACAAUGGUUAUGAUUGUGGAGUUUACGUUUUAUGUUUCGCAGAUGUAAUUACAAAAUACGUUAUGAAAACUGGUAAGGUAGAUGGAUGUGAUUAUAGUCAAGUUAAAAAAUCAACAUAUACAAAACGAACAGAAUUACUGAACUUAAUAAAUGACCUUAAACCAAAGUCAAAUAGUACUAAAUGA